UAACAAUUACUUACAACAAGUGAUCUGUAAAUUAAAGAAAGCAUACAUUGUUGUAUAUAAUAAAUGAAACUAAUGUAAUAACUAAUAUUUAGAGAAUACUCGUCGAGCUACGUGGCAAUAUCGUUUAUCUUGCAAAAAUGAAUUGAUGUUGUCCUCCCCGAGCCUUUGGCGAGGGACGCAUAACAUCAUUUCACGAGGGCAAGAUAAACGGUAUUGCCGAGUAGCGAGUUAGGUAUUCUAUUUCCAAUAUUUAUUAUUUUAUGGAAGAUUUUCGAACGAUACUUAUAGCAAUGACGUACUUAUCGCUGAUGACGUAAGUUAGUUGUUGACAUGACUUCCACCAUGGAAACUUCUUACACACAAUAGCGAAGCACUGUUUAUGACGUCAACCCGUAUCUAGGGGAGGAAAUAUGGGGUUUAUUUUUUUUUUUUAACUUAGGAAAAGAUCACUUUUCUUUUCCCUCUUCUCUCUGUCCAUAUGGGUAAUACUUGUUCAGUUAUUAACAUUACAAAUAAAAUAUUAACUAUAAACUUUCCCAGCCUCGAAGAAAAGUAGAUGUGCUUUGGAAAUACCCUCCCCCCACCCCCACACUAUUUAUGCGUGCAAUUAAAACACAAUUGGUUCAGAAAGAAAUAGAUUGUAAUGUAAGAAAACGACGUUCACUGCUGGGAAGAACUACAGUUUUUCAGAACGUUUUGAUAAAGGAUUAAUAACACUUCUUUGAUGUCUGGUUAUAAUGGCAGAAAAACCACGAGAGGCUAGAUAUGGACUUCCGCUUCCGGACGUCUGUCAUUUUGAACUGAAUGACGAGUUGAUCGGGAACAGGUCUGUGUUUGUCGUGGGUGAUGUCCAUGGCUGUUAUGACGAAUUGAUGGACUUGAUGGCUGAGGCAAAGAAAAAGGAGCCCAACAUCUUGUAUAUUUUUGCAGGAGACUUUGUUAACAAAGGCCCAAAAGUCAAGGAGGUAGUGACACGACUACAGCAAGAUGAUUGCCUUGCGGUACUUGGAAACCACGAAAUCAAGUGCAUGAGAGAGGCAAGGAAUAUGGCGGAAAAUCCAAACUAUAAACUUUCAAAAAGAUAUCAGUGGGUAAAGGGUUUGUCUAGUGAAGACCUUGCCUUCAUCAGACGUCUUCCAUACACAAUACAUAUUCCUUCUUUAAAAUCUAUAGUGGUGCAUGCAGGUCUUAUUCCAGGAACUGCGCUAGAAAAGCAUUGUUUGAUUGCUAUGACUCAUAUGCGAAACCUUUAUCUCGAGGGAGAAAAGCUUAUACCAACGGGUAAGCACGAUAAGGGGAAGGCGUGGGCAACAUAUUGGACUGGUCCUGAGCAUGUAUAUUUUGGCCAUGAAGUCCAACGUGAUAAGCAGGAGCUAGAAUACGCAACAGGGUUGGACACUGGUUGCUGCCUUGGUCUACGUUUGACCGGUGUCUUUCUCAAUGGAUGUAGAGAAACACUCAGCGUGCCCGCACACAGAGCUUAUUGUGUAGAUGAUGAUUAGUUUCAUUUCAAAUAGACGUACGUUUUUAAAAUGAUAAUCUAACGUAUGUUAUGGAUGCUAGAUAUAUGUAAUGAAUUGUGGAUAUAUUGUUAUGACCAUAACAGAUACACACCAUGCACAUAUUAUAUCGUAUGGUCAUGAUUUCAGUGAAUAAUUUUAUGUACACAUAGGUUAACUUAUAUUCAUUUCAGUCAUUUCUCUUUAAAGACAUCGUCAAUCCAUAACCGUAUUGGUGAUGGUAUUUAAUAGAGAGGUUUUGAAACCUCACAGUUACUGUUUCGGAUAGUAAUAGAUCACCACUUUGAGUGUAGCUGGUGGCAUCACAGCAAUUUGAUUUCCGCUCUUUACAAUUAAAAGGACAGCUAAUAUUAAAUUUAAAAUAAUAAAUACAUAAAUAAAUAAAUAAACAAAUAACAUUUCUUAUAAUACCGCCAUCUUUAAUUAAGUCACUAAAUUGCCGAUUUGUAAAAGUUGCCAAACGAUUAGUACUGUGACGGAAUCAUAUCGGGCCGAAUUUAGGAAACCUGUUUUUCUUAAACGCAGAUGUUUAAGCGUUGUAAAUACAUGUAGUUACAUGCGUGUAAGACAAACAGGAUUUGUAAAUUCGGACCAUUAUGGUUAUCGGUAAGAGUAAUGGUGCGGUUUCGAAACGUCUCUAUUAUGAUUUAAUUUGUGUUGCAGAUGAAGACAUGUGCCAAAGAAUACGAAUCUCGAAAGUGUUUAUUACAUUUUAUUUAACGUUUCAAACGUUUUCUUCUAGAGAAUAUUUUGAAUAUCUUUACUUUUUAUUUGUCAAUGAAUUUCAGACAUUGUUCAUAUAUAUUUUUUAUAUAUAAUAUUUUAUAAAUGGGUGUUUAUUGUUGUUAGUUAGUUUUAUAUCGAAAGUGUUUAUUACAUUUUAUUUAACGUUUCAACGUUUUCGUGUAGAGAAUAUUUUAAAUAUCUUUACUUUUUAUUUGUGAAUGAAUUUCAGACAUUGUUCAUAUAUAUUUUUUAUAUAUAAUAUUUUAUAAAUCGGUGUUUAUUGUUGUUGGUUAGUUUUAUAUCGAAAGUGUUUAUUACAUUUUAUUUAACGUUUCAAACGUUUUCUUUUAGAGAAUAUUUUGAAUAUCUUUACUUGUUAUUGGUGAAUGAAUUUCAGAUAUUGUUCAUAUUUUUUAAAUAAUACUUUACAAAUCGGUGUUUAUUGUUGUUGUUUAGUUUUAUCUCGAAAGUGUUUAUUACAUUUUAUUUAAUCUUUCAAACUUUUCUUUUCGAGAAUAUUGUGAAUAUCAUUACUUUUUAUUAGUGAAUGAAUUUCAGGCAUUGUUAAUGAUUUUGAUAAUAUUUUACAAAUUAAUGCUUGUUGUAGUUGUUUAUUUUUUUAUCUCGAAACUGUUUAUUACUUUUUAUUUAUCGUUUUAAACGUCUUCUUUUCGAGAAUGUUUUGAAUGUGAUUACGUUUUAUUUAGUGAAUGAUUUUCAGACAUUGUUAAUAGUUUUGAUAAUCUUUUACAAAUCUGUGUUUGUUGUUGUUCAUUUUUAUCUCGAAAUAUUUAUUACAUUCUAUUUAACGUUUCAAACGUCUUCUUUUCCAGAAUAUUUUGAAUAUCAUUACUUUUAUUGGUGAAUGAAUUUUAGACAUUGUAAAUAUUUUUGAUAAUAUUUAACAAAUCUGUGUUUGAUGUUG
This is a messenger RNA of Gigantopelta aegis, 3171 nucleotides long. Its product is annotated as serine/threonine-protein phosphatase 1-like. The record is from RefSeq and is a predicted model, not a curated record. Lineage: Eukaryota; Metazoa; Mollusca; Gastropoda; Neomphalida; Peltospiridae. Gene Ontology annotation, cellular component: cytoplasm. Gene Ontology annotation, molecular function: endopolyphosphatase activity; phosphatase activity. Bases 738 to 1502 code for a protein of 254 amino acids. Gene Ontology annotation, biological process: polyphosphate catabolic process. The transcript is spliced from 2 exons.